This is a messenger RNA of Apis laboriosa (Himalayan honeybee), 1227 nucleotides long. RefSeq lists its product as uncharacterized. NCBI's taxonomy places the organism in Eukaryota, Metazoa, Arthropoda, Insecta, Hymenoptera, Apidae. The record is from RefSeq and is a predicted model, not a curated record. Bases 316 to 1074 code for a protein of 252 amino acids. The transcript is spliced from 5 exons.
GUACAUAAUAUACAUAUGUAAUAAUAUAAAUCGGUAAAAAUAUGAAAUGAGUAAAACAAAGAAAUAUUGCAUCGAUAAAUAUUAGUAAAAAAUUCUCAGCUUAUUUGAACAAGAAACAGGCGGUAUACAUAAAUACACAAAUAUUUCAAUGUGUUAAAGUUCUACCAGUCGGCAAGAAGAAAAUAUUUAGCAGAAAAAUAUAUUUUGGAACUACAAUUUUAUAAAGAGAAGAAAAAAAAAGAAAGAAACUUUUUUCAUAAAGCGCAACGUUUAAAGAUUUAUCAAAUAAAUUUAUAUAUCAAACUAAGAAAUAAAAUGAAAGAAGAACAAGCGGAACAAAUACUUAGCGUGUUAUAUAUUUCCUGUGCAAUUUUAUCGGUGACAUCUUUGACCUGUUUGGUCACCAUUUGGCAAUAUUGGACAUAUACCUUGGAUGUUUGCGAUAGCAUCAACUGCGGCUGCAUAUUAUAUAGUAUCAAUACUUUCGCUAGUUUUAUGGGAGGUGAUGAAAAAUUUUGCCAUUUUAGCGUAUACAGUUUGAUUCCUAUAAUUGUAAUCGGUUUAUGUCUCGGUGGAUAUCAUGGAUAUAGAAGUUGCAUUAAUAGAAAUUUAGAUAUGCCUAUACAAAUCUAUAACAAUGUUAACAGAAAUUUAAACAGUAGCAAAGCAACAACAACAGUGGUGAUAAGAUCUAAAAAUCGAACUCCAUAUAAACAAUGGAUACCUGCUGUGUUCCUUACAGUAUUACUUUGCUGUUUAUCAUUGGCUCAUGCAAUAGUGAUAACCGAUGGUUAUUACAAAAGUUGUGAGCAAUGUAGAAAAAGAUUAAUAUAUCUUUUAAAUUCCGGACGUGAAGCCGAGGUUAUUCGUAACAGACUUUCUUGCGGAGCGAUCUUUGAUUUUAUGGAUUAUUUACAAGCAGAUAUGACAAAUAAUGAUAAAUGGAUAAUGAAUAAAGAGAUUGAUACUGGUUUUGCUUUCCGGUUAGCUAUUAUUUCAACAUGGUUCAAUUUUUUUGCUUGGACAUUUGCAUUCUUGCUGAACAUUAUUAUGGCGCGCAAAAGAUUUCGUUGAUAUUAAGUUAUCGAUCAAAAGUUAUCGAUUAAGAAAUAUUUCUUAUUAAACAUAAUAAACUGUCAAAUAUCAAAUUUAAAUCCUAUAAUUGAUUUAAUAAUUAUAUCAUUUAAUAGUUGAUCUAUAAAUGUAAUUAUUAAUGCUAAUCAUCGA